AUGGACGUAGUAGCGGAUUGCAGCAACGUUUAUUUUGACGACAUCCCUAAAGAUAAGAGAGCACAUGGCAAAGCAGAGAUCUACUACUGGGGCCAGGGUGGCGGUUAUUAUAAGCUAGCCGAAAUAAUGCACGAUUACCUCAAAACCAUAGAGAACGAGAAACUCACUGAUGUUAGCGACAAUUGGAUCAAAUACAGUGGUGAGGAUAAUAAUAAUAUGGAAAAAUAUGCAAAUCUUGUGAGAGCGUCCACAACCGAGAUAGGAUGUGCGUUGGCGAUAUGCGAAGAGGUUUGGGUAAACGCAUACUGUGUUACUAAUCAACCGCCACUUGCUGAUGGUGAUUGGAUCAGCGGGCCAGGUGAGUACAACAAACGGUAA
Messenger RNA from Cylicocyclus nassatus, 378 nucleotides. The record is from the annotation of a GenBank genome assembly. Lineage: Eukaryota; Metazoa; Nematoda; Chromadorea; Rhabditida; Strongylidae.